Molecule: messenger RNA, 2441 nt
Organism: Drosophila busckii
Lineage: Eukaryota; Metazoa; Arthropoda; Insecta; Diptera; Drosophilidae
Gene: Dhx15
Product: putative pre-mRNA-splicing factor ATP-dependent RNA helicase PRP1
Exons: 7
Coding region: 81-2276 (731 amino acids)
Cellular component (GO): spliceosomal complex; intracellular anatomical structure
Molecular function (GO): ATP binding; RNA binding; RNA helicase activity
Source: RefSeq, a predicted model, not a curated record
GGUUUUUUUUCAGCGCGUGUUUUUUUGUUCGUAUAAAAACGUUUUUGCUCUUAAUUUGUUAUUAAAACAGCGCUAACAUAAUGUCAAAACGCCGCAUUGAGGUGGGUGAAACCUACAUGAGCAAUUCCAAAAAAAAAUCCGAUGCCGCCUCAACAUCAGCAUCAGCGGCCGCCACAACUGGAGUUGUGGCCCCAGUGCUUGGCGGCUUUGUGCCCAGCAAGCAGCCCCCCACCAUGAAUCCAUUCACAAACAAGCCCUACUCGGUGCGCUAUCAAAAUUUGUAUAAAAAGCGCAUAGCACUGCCUGUCUUUGAGUAUCAGGCGGAUUUUAUGCGGCUGCUGAAUAAUCAUCAGUGCAUAGUACUUGUGGGCGAGACGGGUUCGGGUAAAACUACACAGAUUCCACAAUGGUGUGUGGACUUUGCUGUAUCUAAGGGACGCAAGGGUGUCUCCUGCACACAGCCUCGUCGUGUGGCUGCCAUGUCCGUGGCACAGCGUGUGUCUGAGGAAAUGGAUGUCGUGCUGGGCGAGGAAGUGGGCUAUUCUAUACGUUUUGAGGAUUGCUCCACGGCCAAGACGCUGCUCAAGUAUAUGACAGACGGUAUGCUGCUGCGUGAAGCAAUGUCAGAUCCGAUGUUAGAGCAAUAUCAGGUUAUAUUGCUGGACGAGGCUCACGAACGUACGCUGGCUACAGAUAUACUUAUGGGUGUGCUUAAGGAGGUUAUUCGUCAACGCAGUGAUCUGAAAUUGGUGGUGAUGUCUGCCACGCUUGAUGCCGGCAAGUUCCAACAGUACUUUGAUAAUGCACCGCUUAUGAAUGUACCUGGACGCACGCAUCCGGUAGAGAUUUUCUAUACACCUGAGCCGGAACGUGAUUACUUGGAGGCAGCUAUACGUACUGUGAUUCAAAUACACAUGUGCGAGGAGAUUGAGGGCGAUAUACUAAUGUUCCUCACGGGUCAGGAGGAGAUCGAAGAGGCCUGCAAGCGCAUCAAACGUGAAAUUGAUAACCUGGGCUCAGAAAUAGGCGAACUCAAGUGCAUACCACUGUAUUCCACUUUGCCGCCAAAUCUACAGCAGCGCAUAUUCGAGCCCGCACCGCCGCCCAAUGCAAAUGGCGCCAUUGGACGCAAAGUGGUGGUGUCUACCAACAUUGCUGAAACCUCGCUUACUAUUGACGGCGUUGUCUUUGUCAUCGAUCCUGGUUUUGCCAAGCAAAAAGUUUAUAAUCCACGCAUACGCGUGGAGAGUUUACUUGUCUCACCCAUAUCUAAGGCCUCGGCUCAGCAGCGUGCGGGACGUGCUGGACGUACCCGGCCUGGCAAGUGUUUCCGCUUGUAUACGGAGGCAGCUUUUAAAAAUGAAAUGCAGGACAACACAUAUCCUGAGAUUCUACGCUCCAAUUUGGGAACUGUGGUGCUACAGCUUAAGAAACUGGGCAUUGAUGAUUUGGUGCACUUUGAUUUUAUGGACCCACCUGCACCAGAGACGUUAAUGCGUGCGCUGGAGUUGCUCAACUAUUUGGCUGCAUUAGAUGAUGAUGGCAAUCUCACAGAUUUGGGCGCUGUUAUGUCGGAAUUUCCACUGGAUCCACAACUGGCCAAGAUGCUCAUUGCCAGUUGUCAGCAUAAUUGCUCCAAUGAGAUACUUUCUAUUACGGCUAUGCUGUCGGUGCCACAAUGCUUCGUGCGUCCCAAUGAGGCCAAGAAGGUGGCCGAUGAGGCCAAAAUGCGUUUCGCUCACAUCGAUGGAGAUCACUUAACAUUGCUGAAUGUCUAUCAUGCCUUCAAGCAGAGCAGUGAGGAUCCCAACUGGUGUUAUGAUAACUUUAUCAACUUUCGUUCGCUGAAGAGCGCUGACAAUGUGCGUCAGCAGUUGGCUCGCAUUAUGGAUCGGUUUAGUCUGAAGCGCACCAGCACGGAAUUUACGUCAAAGGACUAUUAUGUCAACAUACGCAAGGCUCUGGUGCAGGGCUUCUUUAUGCAGGUGGCUCAUUUGGAGCGCACGGGACACUACUUAACCAUCAAGGACAACCAGAAUGUGCAGCUGCAUCCCUCAACGUGCUUGGAUCACAAGCCCGAUUGGGUUAUCUACAAUGAGUUUGUGCUCACCACCAAGAACUAUAUACGCACGGUUACAGAUGUAAAGCCGGAAUGGUUGCUGAGCUUGGCGCCGCAGUACUACGAUCUAAAUAACUUUCCACAGGGCGAGGCCCAGCGGCAACUGGAGCUGCUGCAGCAGCGCAUGGAGACCAAGCAGUACCAGAAGGGCUUCUAAGCCGCUUGCACCAACCACAACAACAACAAAACAUUUCUUUUAGAAUUAAUCAAUAUUUGAAAUGGGCAGUUAAUUAAGUAGUCAUGCAGUUUGCUUUAAUGUUUACAUUUUGUGGAAUUAUUAACUACAAACAACAAAAACAAAUUUAUGACAAACAAAAUAUUU